CAUACACCCUCCCCCUCUUCCUUCUUGUAACUGUACAGUUACACUGAGGAGCAGUUUAUGUCCAGGUAGACAUUACUAUUACAUACACACCUCAUUUAACCCACCCAAGUUUACUGAGAAGGAAGGGAGAAAAGGCGGAGGCUGUUAGUACCUUUUCUGGACAGCUAACCUGGGUGGCCUGGAUAACACACCUGUGUGAGCUUCACUGGAGAAUGUAGCUGUAGCCCUCCAGCCAAGCCACAGGAAACACACCAACAUGGGAGAAGUUCAAAAGGGCUUACUCUCUGUCAUAGAGAAACUGAAGGGAUCCACAGAGCAGGAGGUCAGGAUAGUGCUUCUGGGGUUGGACAAUGCUGGAAAGACCACCCUACUGAAAAGCCUCGCCUCUGAGGAUGUCAACACUAUCACACCAACACAGGGCUUCAACAUAAAGAGCGUUGCCUCUCACGGGAUGAAACUUAACGUCUGGGACAUUGGAGGACAGAGGAAGAUCAGGCCCUUCUGGAAAAAGUACCUGGAAAACACAGACUUGUUGAUUUAUGUUAUUGACAGUGCAGACAAGAAGCGCUUUGAGGAGACAGGGCUGGAGCUGUCUGAGCUGAUUGAUGAGGAGAAUUUGAAAGGCGUUCCACUGCUCAUCUUUGCCAAUAAGCAGGAUCUGGCCACAGCAUCACCGGCCAGUGAGAUCGCUGAGGGGCUCAACCUGCAUACAUACCGGGACCGUGAGUGGCAGAUUCAGGCCUGCUCUGCUGUUUCUGGCGAGGGAGUUCAGGAUGGGAUGAACUGGAUUUGCAACAACAUUGUGAAUAAGAAGAAGUGAACCAUCAUCCCAAGCAACACUGACUGGAGUGAAACAGUGCAGGCAACACACGAGGGAAUUUUAAAAAAUAAUGUUACUUUCAUUUCAUGUAAUAUCCCCAGACAUCACUUCUAACAGAUUCAGGGCCCAUUACAGAUUUAAAGAAUACGUUUGUUUUUACAAUUUGUGACAUUUUUAUGAAGAUUUUGCACAGGUAGCUGAUAUAAAGAAUCGUUUUAGCCCCAGAGAGUGACUUAGGUAUUUAUUAAUCAUUCUUCUGUCCUUUACAAGCAUAAUUUUGUUCCUUGUGUUCACAUUUCUUCAACCUGUUUGUUUUCUCAGAGGAGAAAAAGCUGGUGUGUGUAGCCAUGUAGUGAUCUGUCAGUUACAUAAACACCAGUUCAGUAUGAGUGUAACGUAUGUGUUAUGAGAUUUUUGACAAUUAAACCAAUUAGUCAUUUCUGC
This is a messenger RNA of Archocentrus centrarchus (flier cichlid), 1264 nucleotides long. RefSeq names its product ADP ribosylation factor like GTPase 3, like 1 (gene arl3l1). Lineage: Eukaryota; Metazoa; Chordata; Actinopteri; Cichliformes; Cichlidae. Gene Ontology annotation, molecular function: GTPase activity; GTP binding. The transcript has 6 exons. The record is from RefSeq and is a predicted model, not a curated record. Bases 257 to 820 code for a protein of 187 amino acids.